Messenger RNA from Durio zibethinus, 1877 nucleotides. RefSeq names its product tropomyosin. Lineage: Eukaryota; Viridiplantae; Streptophyta; Magnoliopsida; Malvales; Malvaceae. The record is from RefSeq and is a predicted model, not a curated record.
UUUCAGCAAAAGUUCCCGAUAGAAUAAAAAGAUGGGUGUCGUGUCGCCAGUAAAUUUUGUAAGUUUUCCCUCCGUUUCCCAAAAUCCUUCCUCAAAAAAGUAAAGCAGCUAUCAUCGUUUGUUUGUUUGUUUGGAAGAGAAGAGAAAGCGAAAAUGGAAGAGUAUUUGCAGUGCAUGAAAACUCUCCGCUCCCAAAUCAAGGACGUGGAGGAUGAAGCCGCCAACAUUUCAGCUGAAGAGCAGAUUCACUUUACCACCAUUCAAACCUUACAAAAUGAUCUCCUUUCUGCAAAAUCCAAAACAAUGCAACUUAGAGAAGAUACUGAGAAGAUGCUCAAGGAGAAGGGUCAAUUAUGUUGGCAUAUAAUUGGAAAACAGAGAAAAAUAGCCUCUUUACACUCUGAUUCAUCCACACUUAACCAGACAAUGGAGCUUAUUCAACAGGAAAAGAUCAGUUUAUCUUCCAAACUAAUAGAAAGGAGGAUAUUCUACAUCAUAUGUGCCUCUGGAUAUAGCACUUACUACUCCAAGGUGGCCAAGGAUCUUUCUACCAAAUUACAGCAACAACAGGACUGGGUCAAAUCUCAGAAAGUCAGCAGACAAAUUGAAGAACAUGGUUUGGUCAAGAAUAAACUUGAUGAGCAAAUGACUGAAUCUGAAGGUAACUUUAGCAUUGAAAACCAACUGAUCACGGACGAUGUGAACAAUGAAGCAGGUAAUGACCUGAUUGUCAAGUUGGACUUAGCUAAAGCCAAGCUGGAUGGAAUUAGACAAAUGAAAGCGAAACUUGUCACAGAUAAUGGCAAGAUCAAGAAGUCUAUUGAGCAAGCAAACUGCAGAGCAAACCAUUUUAAGGUGACUUGCUUAUUAAACUUCAUGCAUACAAGUGUGUGCUUGUUUUCAAGCGGCCAUAUUUUACAACCAGAGCUAUUGGAAAUAAGCACAAUGACCCUGGAAGAGAAAUACAAAAAGCUUCUGUCAGACAAAGAUAGAGAAACUGAGUAUCUUUGCUCAGUGCAGGACCAUGUUGAAGAAAUAAAGAUCAUUAAUAGGUGCCUCAAUGUUCCACAGGGAAUUUCUCAUGUGAUUAAAUGUGCCUGUGGAGAAGAAUACAAGUUGAAUCUUUGUGCUUGACAAACUAAAAAACAUGUAGAUGGAACCCUGGAUAACACAAAAAUGACAAAAGAAUCAGUUUUCUGUUACAGGUAAUGUACAACCCAACACUGGUAGGAAAAUAUGGUAAAACAUUAAUCGUUGUUUUGAAGUAAAUUUUUUAGUUAGCUGAGAAUUAUGUUGGAGAACAGGUUUGGACCAAGGAAACGUGUACAGUAAAUACUACAUAUUUUACCGAAGAAAGAAUAUGAAUGCAUAUGAAUGCUUUCAUAUUAUGAUGAGAUAAUCUUGCAAAUCCUGCUGAGAAGUUAAAUAUAUUAGUUCCUGAAGUUGUGGUUCAUAAUUCUGGAAAUUUUUUACCUUUUGUUGUGCCAAUAUUGUUUUAUGUGCGCUCCUGCCAGCUGCCCAGCCAUCUCAUAUUUUUAGCUUUUCCAGAUUUAUAGUUCCUUGUGAAAAAAAAAGAAAUGUGAUGCUGCUUCAACAAAUCAUUAAAAAUUGGGCACAUACAUGCACAAAAGGAGUCACAUCUGCUCUUAUAUACCUUAUGGAUAACAUCUCAAUUCUUCAUGCCAUUUCUUUGACAUUUAAGAGCCACAUUUAAAGUAUUUCCAGUUGCACCGAUUUCUUACAAGUUCAGAUUUAUAUUGUUCUUAGAAAUUGAAGGUAUCUUGCUGGUUGAUGUGUAUAUUCUUUGAUAUGUAUUAUUAACUACUUUCUUUCUACGGGGUUAACCAUAGAAGCAUAUGCUCUAAGAUGCACGUGUG